AUGUCCAAUAAUCUAACGGCUCCAUCUUUAUCUUUAAAGGGUUGGUAUUAUUUAUAUCAUUACGAUAAAGAAUUGUUCGAAGAAGAAUGGUAUGAAACUACUAGAAUGGUUGCGAAACAUACCGAAAAACAAAACGUAGAAAAAGUUUACUCGCAUACUCACCCUUUUAUAAGAUAUUUUAUCAGACGAUCUAUUAAAGGAGGAAGAGUUUCGGCAAAUCGAAAAUCAUUUGAAACGAAUAAAAUGAAUGAGAUCUGCGCCAUAUUAAAAGAAUACAAUGAAAGCAACACUGAAGGAAUAAUAGAUUUAUUCAAAGAAUACAGCGCAAGCACAAAAGACAAAACGGAGGUUCAUUCGAGACUUAAAAAAAUAGAAUGUACUAAACUAAUGGCAUUUGAUGCUAACGGUUUAUACGCUUCCGCCAUGUCGGAUUUAGACAGUGAAUAUCCGAGAGCGGAAAGUGGAAGACUGUUUCUACCAGAAGAAGAAAAAGAAUUUGUAAAACUCUUCAACAAACAAAAAUUCAGAUCUAGAACAGCUAUUUUAACAGUGUGGUUUGACUAUCCCAAAAACAUAUUCUUCCAACCGAUACCAGCUGAAGAUAAAAUCACUUUCACGAAUAAAGAAGGUAAAAAGGAAACUGGUAACAAAAUCAGGUUCAGAAAUGGUUUCUGUCACGACGUUUUAACAUCGGUCGAUAUUCAAGAAAUAGUGAAAGCCGGUGGACGAAUUAUUAGAAUAUUAGAUGGUAUAGUUUACGAAGAAAAUUUUAAAACUCCACCCUAUAGAGAUUAUAUUUUAAUUUUGAGAGAUUUAAGAAAUAAAUAUAAACGAGAAGCACCAAAAGUCAAAUACAACAUCGUUUUGACUUCUGAUGGUGUUUUAAAAGAAAAGAAAACGUUUAAAGGUUAUUCUAAUGAUAAGAUAAGUGUAGAAGAUUACGUUCAGUUAGCAAGCGGACAUGAUGUGUCGAACGAAUUUAAUAAACCAUGGGAAAAAAGUUUCACCAAUGGAGUAGUUAUUCCAAAUGAUAAACAAACUAAAGUUUUUAGAAGUUAUUUGAAUAAUGUUAAAAGAAAACCACCAAACAGUGAAGGAAUUAUGUAUCCUUACAACGACAAAGAUGAGUAUAGUUUUGACGAAAACUAUGAAUUUGAUGAUUUCGAUUAUCUUACUAUUCAAGAAGAGAAUGGAGAUUGUUUUAAAUGA
Messenger RNA from Lottia gigantea (owl limpet), 1209 nucleotides. RefSeq lists its product as hypothetical. The record is from RefSeq and is a predicted model, not a curated record. The transcript has 2 exons. NCBI's taxonomy places the organism in Eukaryota, Metazoa, Mollusca, Gastropoda, Lottiidae. Bases 1 to 1209 code for a protein of 402 amino acids.